AUGAAUGGGAACGGUGUUAUUUCUGUGGACUGGGUUGGUCUCGACGGUUGGGCUUCAAUUAUGAAUGGCCAGGGUGAUACUGGAGAGUCCUGUACCGAUGGGUAUUACUGCUCUUAUGCUUGCCAGGCUGGUAUGACCAAGACCCAGUGGCCUUCUGAUCAACCUUCGGAUGGAUCAACCAUCGGGGGCUUGUAUUGCAAGGGUGGUUACUUGUACAGAACCAAUAAGGACUCAGACCAUUUAUGUGAAUGGGGUCAGGACUCUGCACAAGUGAAGUCAGAAUUAGACGAUGUAGUCUCUUUCUGCAGAACUGACUAUCCGGGUUCUGAAAAUAUGGUUAUCCCUACUGAAGUCAAAGGUGGCUCUUCCAAGCCUUUAUGUGUUAUUGAUAGUGACAAUUACUUCAAGUGGGAAGGAGACAAAACUUCUGCUCAGUACUAUGUUAACAACGCAGGUGUUUCCGCUAAGAAAGGCUGUAUAUGGGGUUCUUCGUCCGCAGGCGUCGGUAACUAUGCUCCAUUGGUUAUUGGAGCUGGUUAUACUGAUGGAAAGGCUUACAUUUCAUUGAUGCCAAAUCCUAACAACAAAGAUUCUGCCAAUUUCAACGUUGCUAUCGUCGCUUCCGAUGGCUCUGAGAUCGUCGGUGACUGUUCUUAUUCGGAUGGGAACUUCUCUGGUGACAGUUCCGAUGGAUGUACUGUUACUGUCGUUUCGGGUACAGCAAUUCUCAAAUUAUCUUAG
Messenger RNA from Brettanomyces nanus, 741 nucleotides. It is a transcript of the gene NCA3, whose product is annotated as SUN protein nca3. Lineage: Eukaryota; Fungi; Ascomycota; Pichiomycetes; Pichiales; Pichiaceae. Gene Ontology annotation, biological process: fungal-type cell wall organization. The record is from RefSeq and is a predicted model, not a curated record. The transcript is spliced from 2 exons. The coding region runs from base 1 to 741 and encodes 246 amino acids. Gene Ontology annotation, cellular component: cell surface; fungal-type cell wall.